Molecule: messenger RNA, 1444 nt
Organism: Cuculus canorus (common cuckoo)
Lineage: Eukaryota; Metazoa; Chordata; Aves; Cuculiformes; Cuculidae
Gene: GZMA
Product: granzyme A
Exons: 5
Coding region: 23-802 (259 amino acids)
Biological process (GO): proteolysis
Molecular function (GO): serine-type endopeptidase activity
Source: RefSeq, a predicted model, not a curated record
AGGGGGGAACACCAGACAAAUCAUGGGAGCUUUCCUCACUUUGUCCACCUCUGUUGCUGUCAUUCUCCUGGUAAUUUGUGGAGGUUUAUGUGUGGAUAUCAUUGGAGGACAUGAAGUAACACCACAUUCCAGACCAUUUAUGGCCCUAAUCAAUGGAGCAAAGGGAAACUUUAUUUGUGGAGGAGCUUUGAUCAAGGAAAACUGGGUGUUAACAGCUGCCCACUGUAAUGUGAAAGGAGGCAAAGUUAUUCUUGGAGCUCAUUCACAGAAAGCAAAAGAAAAAGAAAAACAGGUUAUUCGAAUUGCAAAAGAAAUUCACUACCCGUGCUACAAUCCCAAGUCUAAGGAAAAUGACAUUAUGCUGCUGCAGCUUCAGAAAAGAGCAAAACGCACUAAAGCUGUGCAACCCAUUCCCCUGCCUACUUCUGAUGAUGAUCCCAAACCAGGAACAACUUGCACAGUAGCAGGAUGGGGACAAACUCAAAAUCAUCCGAGAAGGCUUUCUGAUACUCUGAGGGAGGUCAAUAUCACUGUCAUCAGUAGGCAAAUCUGCAAUGACCACAAGCAUUACAGAAACAGACCUGUGAUAACAGACAACAUGAUAUGUGCAGGGGCUAAAAAUGGAGGAAAGGAUUCAUGUUCUGGGGAUUCAGGUGGACCUUUAAGAUGUAACAAAGUGAUAAGAGGCAUCACUUCUUUCGGGAAGGCAAACAAGUGUGGUGCUGCUGAUGGCCCUGGUGUCUACACUCGACUCACAAAGAAAUACCUUCAGUGGAUAAGGGAAACCAUUGGGGGAGCCUGAUUGACAGACUGGGGUUUGACCAAGUGAUUUCCUAUUCCAUACUUUUGUAACAAAAUCAAGUUUUGAAACAUGCUUUUAAAAAUAGUUUUAUUAUAAUGGUAAAAGAGGUAUCCUUACCUGAAUUUUAGCAGCUUCAUGUCCUUAUAGAUGAAAACACAUACGUGUGUUUGCAGGGCAGAUGUAAUCUCAAGACGGCCAGAAGACAGUGCUCUGCUACAAUAGCAUUUGUAGCUUAUACUAUCAGCUAUGGAGUCACUCAACAGGUAUUUGCGACUUAGGCUUCCAAUGUUCUUGUGUUGCACAUUUGGUGUAAGCGCUACAUGGAUGAGUAUUUCUGAUCAAGAACCUAAUCCAGCAGUUCAUGUCUGCAUGCUCAGUAUAUUCCGCACUCUUCUGUAUCUGGAUCUCUGCAAAUAACCCUGAAAGUUAGAGAGAUGCUAGGUACAACUCCUGACACCUGAAAACCAGGUAAUUUCCCCACAGCAGAGCUCCUAAUUUCACAGGUGUAGAGGACUGCUAAGCUUCAAAAAAUUGCAUUUCAGCAACUGCAUUUGAUUGUUUGACAUAGUAACUGUAUUUCCUAACUGCCUUGUAUUUGAAACAUCUAGAUUUCAUCUCUUUGUGUACUUUGCAUUUAAUAAA